This is a messenger RNA of Solea solea (common sole), 2168 nucleotides long. Its product is annotated as desmin-like. Bases 97 to 1236 code for a protein of 379 amino acids. The transcript has a single exon. Gene Ontology annotation, molecular function: structural constituent of cytoskeleton. NCBI's taxonomy places the organism in Eukaryota, Metazoa, Chordata, Actinopteri, Pleuronectiformes, Soleidae. Gene Ontology annotation, cellular component: intermediate filament; cytoplasm; plasma membrane. The record is from RefSeq and is a predicted model, not a curated record. Gene Ontology annotation, biological process: intermediate filament organization.
AUCUCGGGGAGCAUCAGAGGCGACGUGAGCUACAUUUCGGAAAGCUGAUACAGCAGUUGUUUCUCUCUUAACUUAACAAAAGAGUACUUGCCCAACAUGAGAGCCGGAUCUUACACUCAGAAGAGCUUGCAAGUUAGCAGCUCUGGCAGCAGAGUGAGGGUUCAGAGCCCGUCGCCUUCCCGGUGCCGUGGAUCCUCAUAUGACAAUCGUGGACGUUCAGGUUAUCGUGGCGGCACUGCCGUUGAGUUGGGCACAGAGAUACAUCAGCACCAUGCCAAUGAGAAAGAGGAAAUGCAGGAACUCAAUGUCAAGUUUGCAGGAUAUAUUGAGAAGGUCCAAGCUCUAGAGCAGAGAAAUGCUGCUCUUCAAGCUGAGCUUGCUUCUCUUCAGAGCCGCUACAAGGGAGGCCCCACAGGCAUCAGUGAAGAGUAUGAGCUCAAGUUCAAAGAGGUGCGAGAGCUGAUUGAGACCCUGACUAAUGAGAAGGGAGCGGCUGACAUUGAAAGGGGCUACCUUGACGAGGAGGUUGAAGUAUGGAGACUAAAGCUUGAGGAGGAGCUGGCACUUAAAGAGGAGGCAGAAAUGAUCCUGAGGGAGUUUCGCCAAGAUGUUGACAAUGCAACACUGCAGAAGGCUGAGCUCGAGAAGCGCAUUGAGCAACUGGUGGCUGAGAUCGAGUUUCUCAAGAAGCUGCAUGAUGAAGAGGUGGCUGACAUCAUGAAGCAAAUUGAGGACUCAAAGGUUACUGCUGAACUUGAUGGCGAUCGUCCUGAUCUGGCUGCCUACCUGCGCAACAUGCGCACAGAGAUCGAGGCUGUUGCUGCCCGCAAUGUCCAGGAAGCUGAGAAGUGGUACAAGACCAAGUUUGACACACUCAAGGAGCAUGCUGGCAAACAUGAAGAACAUAUGAAGACCAUGAAAGAUGAGAUCUCAACUUUCCAUAACCAGGUGACAGACCUGCAGAACCAGAUUGAUGGGCUGAGGGCACGCAACGCUGCCCUGGAGCAGCAGCUGGAGGACAUGGAGAUUGCCCACAUUGACAAGGUGGGAGGUCUAGAGGGUGUCAUUGCUCAAUUAGAAGCCCAGCUCUGCGAAACCAAACUGGAGAUGACCAAAUAUCUCCAAGACUAUCAGGAACUGCUGCACAUUAAGCUCAAGCUGGAUGCAGAGAUUGCCACAUACAGGAAGCUGCUGGAAGGAGAAGAGAACAGGCUUGGAAUUGCAAAAGAUGCCUAAAUAUCCUGGGUGAGAGGAGCAGGAGGUCUAAAGCAGCAGCAGCACAGCAUCGUGGAGUGAAGAGACUAGCUAGUCAAGUUAAAGACUCUUCCCUGUCAUUUGCCCUCCUAGCAGCAAUGGUUGGGUAUUAUUCAGAAUUUUCCCCCACCACUAUGGAUAUGACACAAAGUUUCAGAACAGGUACCUGAUCAGUAUUGAUACUGUUCUUUUCUUCUUAAACAGAGUCACAGCAGUCCAAAAUUGACAUCUUUACUCUGUAAAAAUCAAAGAAAUAUUUAUGUCUGUGAUUUCCCAAGUUGAUUUAAAUCAGAGAAAAGAGGUAGACAAAAGAAGGUAAAGACAAUAGAACAAAAAAGCUGAUGAAUCAUACCAUCCAUUUGAUGCCAGCUUUGUGCACAGUUUUAACAGAAUUAUGUUGAGAUUCACUACCUAGCCCUAAAUGUAACCCCACAUGUCACACUGUGUCCCCAUUAUUCUUAAGAAUAUAUGCCUUUGCUUGUGUUACAGACCUUUUUACUUUACAUCAUUUUCAUUUCCUUUUCAGUACAUUGAGUACCCCCUUUCUGUUUGUCUUUAUUCCUUUCCUUUUCUUUACUCCUGCUCCUACACUACCCCCCACCCCAUUAUACCUCUAUCAACUCCCUUUGCCACUGUUGUUCACCUUUUGCCAUUACUGCUUCUCAUCAUAAUAAAAUGUUUGAAUCCCACCACCGUCACAAUAAAAUAGCAUUAUUCUGCCUUGAUGUGUCAUAUCUCAGCCCAAACGGAGCAGAACUAAUUGCCAUCAUCAUAUUAUGACUGGUCUUCGCACUUAACAUUUUUAUUCCAAAUGUUUUGAAAACAUGCAACUAUUGACCAUAUACACUAAUGUUGAUCAACUGGUACUUAAUAAAGAUUGAAGUGAGUGCAUUCAAAAUAAUGCAGUGAUGGUU